Molecule: messenger RNA, 963 nt
Organism: Aspergillus melleus
Lineage: Eukaryota; Fungi; Ascomycota; Eurotiomycetes; Eurotiales; Aspergillaceae
Gene: ARC35
Product: actin-related protein 2/3 complex subunit 2
Exons: 5
Coding region: 1-963 (320 amino acids)
Biological process (GO): Arp2/3 complex-mediated actin nucleation; actin filament polymerization
Cellular component (GO): Arp2/3 protein complex; actin cytoskeleton
Molecular function (GO): actin filament binding; structural constituent of cytoskeleton
Source: RefSeq, a predicted model, not a curated record
AUGCUUCUCCUAGACUACCACAACGUUCUCAUCCACACUCUCCUGACGGAGCGGUUCUCUGGAGCCCCGCCCGCGUCAGUCGAUCAGGUCGUCUCAGAUUUCGACGGAGUUACGUUUCAUUUGUCGACACCCGAGUCCAAGACUCAGAUCCUCAUCUCCAUCAACGUGAAAUGCUUCCGCGAGCUGGUUCAGUAUGGGGCGCAGGAGGUGCUGGAAAGGGAAUACGGAUCUUACAUUGUCGCUCCGGAGCCCGGCUAUGACUUCUCGGUUCUAAUUGAUUUGGAAAACCUCCCCGCCGAACAAGAGGCGAGAGACGAACUCGUCAUGCGCCUUGCUCUGAUGAAGCGCAAUGCUAUGGCUGCCCCGUUCGAGAGGGCUUUCGAUGAGUUCGCUAAGCUCUCCGAAGAAGCCUCGAAAUACACCUCUGAAUCAGCUCCCCAAGGCAUCAAGGAAGGGGGUGAGGUGAUGGCCAUCCAUUACCGAGAGGAGGAAGCCUUCUACAUCAAGGCCAACAAUGACCGAGUCACCGUCAUCUUCAGCACCGUCUUCCGGGAAGAAACCGACCGAAUCUUUGGCAAGGUGUUCUUGCAAGAGUUUGUUGAUGCCAGACGGCGUGUUCUGACCCUGCAGAACGCUCCUCAGGUGCUGUUCAGAAACGACCCUCCCCUUGAACUCGAGGGUGUCCCCGGCCUGCAGGAUCCCGGUGACGGCACGAUGAGCUAUGUCACUUUUGUUCUUUUCCCUCGUCACCUGACGCCCCAACGGCGUUACGAAAACAUCUCCCAUAUUCAGAUUUUCCGAGACUAUUUCCAUUACCACAUCAAGGCCUCCAAGGCCUACAUCCACACUCGAAUGCGCAAGAGGACGGCAGACUUCCUUCAAGUACUCAACCGAGCUCGGCCGGAGAACGAGGAGCGGGAGAGGAAGACUGCCAGCGGUCGUACCUUCAGGGUGCAGGGAUAG